AUCGAGAGGCGCGCACGUGACCGUAGGCGCGGCGGUGGAGGCACGAAGAUGCCUCCUCGCCGUGCCUUUUCCAUUCCGCCGAGAAACCGUGGUGCGGCUCGCCCGCUCGCCGGUACUUUCGACCGGUCGUAAAGCCGACGUUUCGCAGCUCCGUCCCGGUCGCCUUUCAGUAACACGGAAUUUCGCCACGAAAACGGACACGAUCGCUUUGCCUAUCGUGGACUAUCGGAGCGGCAGCCCGCCCGGAGGCCCCCCCCGUACAUAAAAUUCUGAGUUCCCGCCGCGUCACAAUGGAUGUCGAAACCGGGGCCAUCCUGGCCCUGCAGAUAUUGGCUCUGUGUUCGAUAGUCGCCGCCCUGCUGGCUUACCUGAUGCGACAGUCGAGGAAUGCCGCCGACGAAUACGAGUCGCGUAACAAACGUCACGUACUCGUUACCAGCUGUGAUACAUGCGUAGGCCUGCAGAUCGCCCUUGCACUCUACGAAGCCGGUUACAAGGUGUUCGCGGGUCUGCUGGACCCAACGGGCGGCUCGUCGUCGGUCAAAAUCUUGAAGGCGGUUGAGCUGGCGCGGCAGAAAGAGGACGAGCCCGGCGGUGCGGGCGAUGGUGAUCCGCAGCAACCGGAAGCCACACGUGCCCGCGGUCAAAUUGUGCCAUUGGAACUGGACCCGACGAGGGAGGACAGUUUGCGCGCUUGUUUGGACGCCGUCAGGGCGAAACUUCCGGCCGGCGAGGAUGGUCUCUGGGCAGUCGUGCACACGGGCGGCUUGGUUUUACCAGGUGUCAUAGAGAAACAAACCAGCUCGAUGUGGGAGUCCAUGCUGCGUUACAACUUGGUUGCCCCGCUGAGAACGGCCAGAGUAUUCAUCCCCCUUUUGCGCAUCAAGAGAGGCCGCAUCGUUCUUUUGGGCGACUCCGAGACGAGCUACGGCGGCAAGGUGGGCUCCGGACUGGUGGCGUUCAGCGCGUCGCGAAGAGCCGUGGAAGGUGCCGCGGAGGCGUUAAAAAGCGAAUUACAUUCGUCGGGCGUCGACGUCGUGCUUCUCAAACCGCCGCCCGUGAAUCCCCUCGUUCUUUAUGCAUCGCCCGUUCUCAAGACGGUCGACGUGGAGUCUGGCGUAACAGCCUCGGAAGGGACGUGGACCGCUCCGCUAUCGAUUCAUUCCGUGCAGAACGCUCUGAUUCCUGCGAUUACGACGUCGUGUCCUCUAAGCGUUUACGAUAUGUCCAUCAAGCCGAGGCUCUUCUGUCGAUAAUUCCGUCUACGUCGCGUAAACGGACCGAAAGAUCGUGAGACGUAAUAAUAUCGCGAGACUCCCUCGAGAGAGUUGAUGCGAUACGCAAUAGGUGUACGGAAAACAAUGGAAAGUGCGGAACAUAAUGGUACACGCAUGUUCGCUGCGGUGUCAUUUGCGUCGACGUGUCAUUCCGCGUGCCCUAAAGCAUCACAUGCGGGAUUUCUUUCUCGAUUUUGCGGCAGGCGACACUUUCUGCGUGUGAAUCAUGUCAUUUUUUCAUGCGCUUGCCCCGAGCGGUAUCAAUUAUGAAUUCUCGCUUUCAUUCCUUAUUCAUUAUUGUGUUUGCUGUCAAAUGCAGGCAUCAAUUUCAGGAGAUUAUUUAACAAAACAGCCGAUAACUUUUAUCGCCGAUAGAUUAAAUUCGGUGAUAAUCCUUGCUUUUGACAAGCGCGUUUUCCAUCUCUUUUCCCUUCGAAAAUAAAAUUAUUCUAACGCUAUUUACGUCGUAAAAGUAAGAUUGUUUCCAGGGUAUCCGUUAGAGUCCAGUAUAUUUUAAAACGCCGUACAUUGAGUCCGGUGGAUUUAUCUUCGAUUGCGAUGUUUAAAUAUUUCGCUGUGUUGCGACUUCAUGAAAUGUAUAUUUUAAGAGGUUGAAACGAAAAAUGUGUUUUACUUGAAAGGUUUCGGGCGAGUGUGUACGCGAAGGGUAGAAAGGAGUUUUCUAUACUUGCGCAUUUGUAAAUAUCAGAUUUAUAAUACAUAAAAUGCCCGGAUAACUUUCGUAGAUUUGAAAAUAUACGUGCAGCAAGGAUUUUAUACAAUUUGUAUAAUUUUUACAAGCGAGCUUUCGAUGAAUAGUCUCCUUUUCUUCGCGAUUAUUUGGAAGUUUAUUCAAACGGAGUUUUCCACAAGUUUGUGUUUUUCAAUCAGUUUUCAAUAAUUGAAGAUUAAUGUAUUUUCUCUUAUAUGCUUUACGUCACAUUUUUGAAACUACAAAAAUAGUAUUUCAUAUUUCUUCAAAUCCACAACAGUUAUUCGGUCGUAUUGUUUCUCUUAGUAAAUUAUUCCAUAUAAUUAUAUAUGUCAACCUUCAUGGAAGUUAUUUAUAUUAAUGAAGCAUGAUUAAAGUAUGAAGUUUUUGCCAAUAAAUCUCUUUUUAAAUGGAAAUGAUUCUUUUUUUACAAAGUUCGCAAUAUACGAAUAUAAGUGUAUUAAUUUAAGAUGAAAAGUAAUUUGUAAUAUAUAUAUAUACUACGAUUAUGUAUAACAUCGAUAGUAGUUUUACAUAUGUAUUGUUUAUCGAAAUAUGUAUAAAACAAUAUAGAAAUAAGAAAAGA
Messenger RNA from Vollenhovia emeryi, 2575 nucleotides. Its product is annotated as D-beta-hydroxybutyrate dehydrogenase, mitochondrial. The record is from RefSeq and is a predicted model, not a curated record. NCBI's taxonomy places the organism in Eukaryota, Metazoa, Arthropoda, Insecta, Hymenoptera, Formicidae. Bases 291 to 1256 code for a protein of 321 amino acids. The transcript has 7 exons.